AUGUCUUCGACCUCCACCUCCGUCCUCCUUCCCGCCCUCUUCGCUGCGGCCGCGUUUGCUGUUCCGCAGGGCGUGGACACGCUCGGACAGACUUUCUCCAUUGAGCAGGUCCCGAAGGCGCAGAUCCUCAAGAAUGGUCCGAUGGCUAUGGAAAGGACAUAUCUCAAAUAUGGCCUUCCCGUCCCCGAGUUCGUCUCCGCAGCCGUUGCGAACUCGGCCGCUGCCUAUGCAGACCUCUCCGAACGCUCUGUCGCGGCGGUUCCCGCAGAUAGUUUCGACACUCUGUACUUGUCGCCUGUCACGCUGGGAUCCGAUACUCUGAACCUUUAUCUUGACAGCGGCUCUUCUGACUUGUGGGUCUUCUCCACCCUCAUGGCACCCGGUUCUACCAACGGCCAAUCGCUUUACAAUCCCUCCAAGUCUGGUACUCUCCUACCACAACAGUCGUGGACCAUCACCUAUGGUGACGGUAGCGGAGGCUCAGGUCUUGUCUACGCCGACAAAGUCGUCGUCGGGGAAGUGACUGCCACCAAGCAGAGCGUCGAGGCAGCCACGAGUGCUUCAUCCCUUUUCGUCCAAGACACCAACAGCGACGGCGUCAUGGGCCUUGCUUUCAGCAGUCUCAACUCUGUCAGGCCCACUCCCCAGAGAACCUUCUUCGAUACGGUGAAGAACACCCUCGCCAAACCACUCUUCACCUCAUUGCUGAAGAAGGGCCAAGCCGGGAAAUACGACUUCGGAUUCCUGAACUCGUCUUCCUACACGGGCACCAUUGCCUACACCAACGUCUUGAGCACUCCCAAGCCGGGCUUCUGGGGGUUCAACAGCACUGGCUACUCUAUUGGCAGCGGUGCUGUCGUCCAGAAGACUAUUUCGAGCAUCAUCGACACCGGCACCAGUCUGUUUUACCUGCCUACCGAUGUUGUGUCAGCCUACUACGCCCAGGUCCCCGGCGCGUCCAAGAGCACUUACUUUGGUGGAUGGAUUGUGCCCUGCACCAGCACGCCGCCCGCCUUCAGCACCGUCAUCGGCGGAUCUCUUGUCACCAUGCCGGGAUCCUACCUCAUCUACGGCGCCGUCGACCAGUCCAACAACUGCUACGGAGGCAUCCAGGAAAACACCGGCAUCGGCUUCUCCAUCUACGGCUUGAUCUUCUUGAGGUCUCAGUACAUCGUCUUCGAUCAGACGACGGCCAGCGCCCCCAGACUCGGCUUUGCCAGACAGCCUGGUGUUGCGUACGUUUAG
This is a messenger RNA of Diplodia corticola, 1245 nucleotides long. RefSeq names its product aspartyl protease. Gene Ontology annotation, biological process: proteolysis. NCBI's taxonomy places the organism in Eukaryota, Fungi, Ascomycota, Dothideomycetes, Botryosphaeriales, Botryosphaeriaceae. The record is from RefSeq and is a predicted model, not a curated record. The transcript is spliced from 2 exons. Gene Ontology annotation, molecular function: aspartic-type endopeptidase activity. Bases 1 to 1245 code for a protein of 414 amino acids.